Messenger RNA from Monopterus albus (swamp eel), 3367 nucleotides. RefSeq names its product arginine vasopressin receptor 2b, tandem duplicate, 1 (gene avpr2b.1). Gene Ontology annotation, molecular function: peptide binding; vasopressin receptor activity. Gene Ontology annotation, cellular component: plasma membrane. The record is from RefSeq and is a predicted model, not a curated record. Lineage: Eukaryota; Metazoa; Chordata; Actinopteri; Synbranchiformes; Synbranchidae. Gene Ontology annotation, biological process: cellular response to hormone stimulus; positive regulation of vasoconstriction; G protein-coupled receptor signaling pathway.
AGUGGCCAUCCUCAAAAUGACGCCAUGCACAGUUCACUAUUUACGCAGCCUUGAAGCGCCUGUGACCUGGCAAAAGUGAGUGAGGCUGCUCCUCCCUCCUGCAGCGACUCCUUAGACUUAUAAGCCCUUUUCUGUCCUUUACUAACACCUCAUUUUCUGCCUGGAGACGCUCAGCACUUGUUGCUUACUGGAGAUCCACAGAUUAAAGUCCAACUGCGACAUUUUUCAAGGAAUUACCUUUUGAAAAACAUUCCACCCAGUCUGCUUACAAUUUUUGUUGUUUUUUUUACAUGCCUUCACUUCAGCUGCAUUCACCUGGAAUGAUUAUGUAACGGUGUUCCGCUGUAUUUGAUGUGAAAGCAUGGCUUGGUUCACUCUAAAUACCAGUAACGUCACCCUGGAAAACGCACUGUCUGGGGAUGAGCCACGAGAUGAGCGCUUGGCUCAGGUGGAAAUAGCCCUUCUGUCCGUCAUUUUUAUCACCGCGGGCAUCCUAAACUUCGGACUCUUGUUGGUGCUGUGGAAGGGGAGGAAGCAGCUCUCAAGAAUGCGCGUCUUUGUUUUCCACCUGUGCGUCGCGGAUCUGGUGGUCACAUUCUUCCAAGUUUGUCCCCAACUCAUGUGGGACAUUACAGACAGAUUCAUCGGUCCAGAUUUAUUGUGUCGCGCAGUGAAGUACUUGCAGGUGGUCGGGAUGUUUGCCUCCACCUAUAUGGUAGUAGUGAUGACAAUAGACCGGUAUCAAGCCAUUUGCAAUCCCAUGGUGACUUUCCAGAGACGCAGGGCGCGCUGGAACGGUCCGGUUUGCGCCGCCUGGUGCGUCUCUCUCAUCGGCAGCCUCCCACAGGUUUUCAUCUUCUCUCGGGUCGAAGUCGCUCCCGGUGUGUAUGACUGCUGGGCGCAGUUCAUCAAGCCCUGGGGACCGAGAGCCUACGUGACCUGGACCACUCUGGUGAUAUUCGUCCUGCCCAUUCUCACGAUGAUCGUGUGCCAGGUGCGCAUCUGCCGCACAGUGCACAUGAACUUCCACAUGAAGACGCACCACGGCGGAGAGGCGGUCAGUAAGUCGCUGUCCUCCAGGGCUAGCAGCGUGGCGGGCGUGUCCAAGGCAAGGGUGAAGACGGUGAAGAUGGCCGUGGUCAUUCUGCUCGCCUACAUCAUCUGUUGGGCACCUUUCUUCACCGUACAGAUGUGGUCUGUCUGGGACGUCGAGGCGCCCAUUCACACUGCAACCUUCACCAUCUUAAUGCUGCCGGCCGGUCUGAACGGUGCCAUCGUGUGCAUGGGUCAGCCUGAUCUGAAGGAGCCAGUGCAAGAGGAGGCUGCCACAGUCAGCUCCCUGUACAUCCGCCUUAAAAGCCUGUCAGACUGCAGAUAAAAGCUUGAUGUCUCAGAUGCUUUUCUCAAUCCCCGCUUGUUGAACAUGGUGUCACAAGAUUGUUCCCUCCUGACUAACACACAAUCCUCUAGUAAGUGUGGGGGGGAAACAGCAGAACUGCACAGCCUUGUAGUAACAGUAUAUUGUAGUUUGUUCUGUAACAGCUACAUCAAUCAGGAUGAGGUGUGAUAGGACUGCAAUAAAAUUACUAUUAUUACUAUUAUUAAUUACAUAACACAUACAGUACUUGGUUGCUAUAGAUCUUGUUAACCAUGUUGUGGUUCUAGAGCUGAUUGUCACUUUGUUGAUCCAGAAUGAAAUACCUCAACAACUUCUUGAUACAUCAUCAUGGAGUUUACAGACAUCCAUUAUCUAUAGACGGUGGACUGUAAUGGCUACUUUUUGUGAUCCCCUGACUUUACCUUUAGUAGAGUGUCAAACAUUUCACUUAUCCAGUGAAAUGUCUUCUCAUCAACACAAUACACCAACAAUGAUGUUCUACUGUACCUUUCAAUAUUUUGUUCAAACAUUUGUGGUUUCCAUAAGAUGUAUCCUAAUGUCUGAUCCCUUGACUUUUCCUCUAGUGCCCCAUUUGCAUUGCCAUGAAAUAUAAUUCAGGCAGUCUCUUUCCUCAGAGGAUAAACUGUAAUAAAUUAAUAAUAAAAUAUUCACAGUUUAACUUUGUGCACAACUUUGGGUUUUGACCAAAUCCCUGCAAAGCUAAUGGCAUUCCCAUCAGCCACACUUGUGCUGUGUUAAUUAGAAAAUGCCUACAUGCUAACACACUAAAGAUGAACAUCAUACACAUUAUAGGCAACCUGCUAAACAUCAACAUGUUAGCAUUGUCACUACAAGCUUGUCAGCUGUACAUUAGCAUUUAGCACAGAGCACCAGUGGGUCUAAGUACAGUCUCAGAGAUGUCCUAGCAUGGCUGUAGACUCCCGAGAUGCACUUUUAAUAUUGCUGAUGUGACCAGAACGGGUUGAGGCCUCAGCUUAUUCUUGUUUUACACGAAAAAUAUUUGUUCAACUUCACCACCUUUGGACUCUCACCGAAACACUGUACUGUUCAUUUAAAAGCCUUGAGUUAAGUAAAAUUUUAAGCAAGAGGGUUUCCACUGACACAGGUUGGUACUGACCUGAUUGUCUCUUAUUGAUAUUCAAAAGAAAACUUGUAUCAGUACCAUCGAUAGUUUUGGUAUUGAUCCGACCACCCCUACCAAUCACUACUGUGACAAUCACAACAUUGUACUACGGUACAAUGUUGUGAUCUACUGCUAGCAACAUUAGCACUGUAGCAAAGGAGGCACUAGCAUACUGUAUAAUGGAUCAAGCAAUGUGGAACACACAGCACAAGAUCUUUGUUCCCCCACUGUUUAGUUUAUUGGUGGCAUCAAACGUGACUCUGUGUUGACAAAACAAAUUUCAUUUAGUGAUACACAACACCAUAUGGAUCAGGUUAUUUUGUCAGGCAUAGCUAAUAAUCUGAAUCAUAAACUGGACACACCAUUUGCAUUACAGAUGCAUUGCAGAUGCUACUUCCAUUUGAUUGCAUGUAAUCUUUUUGAUAUGAUUUUGUGAAUGGUAUGACAUGAAUAAUAAUUCUCAAAUUUCCAAAAAAUGUCUGUGUAAUUUCAAAGUGUUGUAUUUGAAAGCAAACGUGGUUUACCUUGUAAAUAUGUCAUAGUUUAUAUGUAUCACAUGUCCUUUGAAUAUUAUUCUUCAGUCUACAACACAGCUUAUCUGUAUAUAUGAUCAUACUAUAUGUAUGCAAAUGGUACAGAUGUUCAUUGCUGGCUGAAACAGUCAGUCAUUGCAUACAGUAGGUCUGUGCUUGUUAAAUAUUGAGUAUCUUCACAUAUGCAGCAAUAUGUUCACUGUUAAAUGAUAUGACAUCAAAGACUUUCUCUCAGUCGAAGGAGUGAUGAUCUCUGAAGAGUCCAAAUAAACUGUUGUGACUUUUGUCUUUCUUUCCCAGCCACCCUGUCUU